Drosophila ananassae is the source of this 1619-nucleotide messenger RNA. RefSeq lists its product as uncharacterized. Gene Ontology annotation, biological process: spindle assembly; regulation of microtubule polymerization or depolymerization; protein localization to microtubule plus-end. Gene Ontology annotation, molecular function: microtubule plus-end binding. The record is from RefSeq and is a predicted model, not a curated record. NCBI's taxonomy places the organism in Eukaryota, Metazoa, Arthropoda, Insecta, Diptera, Drosophilidae. The coding region runs from base 254 to 1288 and encodes 344 amino acids. The transcript is spliced from 3 exons. Gene Ontology annotation, cellular component: cytoplasmic microtubule; microtubule organizing center; microtubule plus-end.
ACACAAGCCCCGAGGCGAGCAGCCAGUAAACCUCAUUCUAAACUUUAUUCUUCUCGUGGUCGCAUCUCAAAACGUUCAAAAUCAUAUUUUCAAAUCUAUAACCGACCGACCGUACAAAGUGACUAGCGGUGACUAAUUCGAAAAGUAUCUGAAUAUCGUGAGACGCGAGUUGAUCGGCAAAAAGGAUCGAAACUUCAACGCAGAAGUAUAAUUGUUUGAUGAAAGUUAGAGGAGUUCUUUUUGUUUAUUUUGAAUGUCGGUGAAUGAAACGAGAAUGUUGAACCAGGAUACACAGAUGACAGCGCUUGACCUGAGGAAGGAGCGCUUUUUGGUGUCCUGGGUCAACAGAGAACUUCGCGCUGACUUUCAGAUCGUGGAGGAGUUUUGCACCGGAGCUGCCUUCUGCCAGCUGGUGGACAGGGUUCAGCCUGGAAUCAUCGAUUUGCGUCGCGUGAAGUUCAUGUGCAAUCGCAUGACGGCGUUCCGUGGCAACUACAACCUCCUGGAGGAGGGACUACUCAAGCUGGGCAUCGACAAGGCUGUUCUCGACAAGAUACUCCCGCUGGAGAAGAUAAUUCGGGGUCACCAUCGGGCCCUUAGUGAGUUGACUGCCCGGAUCCGUCGUCUGGUACGUCGGUAUGCCACCGAUUAUCCGGAACCGUAUAAUGCUCUGGAGCGACGUGGCUAUCAGGACAUCUGUGUGGCGGCGCCGGAAAUGGUGGAUGUGGCCUGCCAGGCCGCCUUGGGCGCCGAUAUGUUGCGUCUUCGUCUGGUGCGCUGGGAUCUGAACCUCAUCGAUGAUGGGGAGAACAGAAAUGGUGACCCAAAUGGUCCACCGAAUGGUGACCCAAAUGGUCCACCGAAUGAUGACCCAAAUGGUCCACCGAAUGGUGACCCAAAUGGUGAACCUAAUGGCAACCCAAAUGGCGAUCAAAAUGGUGACCCCAACGGCGUACCAAAUGGUGACUCAAAUGCCAACCUAAAUGGUGACCCAACUGACCAACCAAAUGGCGAACCAACUGCCAAUGUCCAGGCCGAGGAAGCUCCAGCACAGGAGCAAGCUACAACAUCUGGGGGAGCUAGUGGCGACACUGCCACUGCCAGUGUCCGGCCUACUCGUCGGGGUCACUUCCUGCCGCUGACCAACCUCAGCUCCUACCAUGACGUCUUCAACAAUGCGGUCCGUGCCCAGCUGAUGCAGACCCUGACCCAUGCAGAGAGGCCUCAGGCCUCCAGUUCCAGUUCAACCAGUUCCAGUUCCAGUUCCACCAAUUCACAAUCUAACUGAAUGGCCUAGCAGCCUAUCAACCAACCUUUUGGACUUCCAAAAAAACAACCAUUUCGGACUUAUAUCACUUGGACUUCUUGGAACAAUUUCUUAGAACAGCUUCACCUUAAAGAGUUUCCUAGUCUCUUAGCUUUUAUUUAUUCGAUGAAGAAACUGCUUUUAAAGGAUAUCUGGAUCUAGUUAAGUUUCAAUCAUCACUGAAUGAAAGACAAAGAAAUGUUCCAAUGAGACGAGAGCCUUGUGACGAAUUCUCAAACACAACAAAGCAAUAUUGUUGACGAAAAUUGUACCAUUUUUUUUAAGAAAUUAAAUUAUCCUGUGUUCAAAUUUG